Molecule: messenger RNA, 1104 nt
Organism: Nicotiana attenuata
Lineage: Eukaryota; Viridiplantae; Streptophyta; Magnoliopsida; Solanales; Solanaceae
Product: GATA transcription factor 15-like
Exons: 3
Coding region: 340-882 (180 amino acids)
Biological process (GO): regulation of DNA-templated transcription
Molecular function (GO): zinc ion binding; sequence-specific DNA binding
Source: RefSeq, a predicted model, not a curated record
CGUCUCAUUUUCAUAAGUCGGUUCUUCGUUAUCUUUCUCUGUGGUUCUGUAGCUUUUUCAGUCGGUUCAUCACUAUCCUAUUUUCCCAAACCUUAGCUAACCCUUAAUUUCUUCAUUUUUCCUUUUAGAAAAAACCUCCACCUUACGUUUAUUUAGCAGAAAUUGAAGAAUUUCACUGUUUUGUUCGCUUUUUUAUAGGAUAAAAUUUAAGAUUCAGCUGUUUUUGAGUUUUAUUUAGCAUUUCCUCAUCUGGGUCUUGCUUAGUUUUUGCUAAAACAUUCUCAUUUGUGAUCGCUGAGCUGAGGUCAGUGAUUAGGUUUAGAGCUUAGCUGUCUCAAAAUGGUGGAUUUUAGUGAUAAAGUCAGUGAUCACGAGGUUGCAGAAAAUGAAGAGAUGAGUGGGCAAAAUCAAACCCCAGAAAGAGUUUUAUCAGAGAAUAGUGAAAGCCAGUUAAAGACUUGUGUUGAUUGUGGUACAACUAAAACUCCUCUUUGGAGAGGUGGACCGGCUGGACCUAAGUCAUUGUGUAAUGCAUGUGGAAUAAGGAGCAGGAAAAAGAGAAGGGCACUUUUGGGAUUGAACAAAGAAGACAAGAAACCAAAAAAAUCAAUGGGAUCUUCAAAUAAAAGUAUUAGCCAACAUCAUAAUCAGAACAACCAGAGCAGUAAUAGCAGUACAAGCAGCAGUGAGGAAAGUACAACCAGUAAUGCAGUAAAGAACAAUAAAUGUAUUCCAUUUAAAAAGAGAUUAUUGCAUUUUGGUAGAGAAGUAGCUUUACAAAGACCAAGAUCAAGCUCUACACAACACAGGAGGAAAUUGGGAGAAGAAGAACAAGCAGCUUUCUUGUUAAUGGCUCUUUCUUGUGGUUCUGUUUAUGCUUAGAAAAUGAAGAAAAUAAUUAAGGAAAAAAAAGUUGUACUCUUGGCAAUGAUUGUAGUACCUUUUAGCCUUUUUGGGUUGGUUGAUCAAGAAGGUAGGUACAUGAGUAGAAUCUUAAAUGAUAAAAAAAAGAGCUUAAUCAAGUUGAUAGCUCUUAAGAAUGUAGGGUUGAGAAUUGGCUUGUGUUUUAAUUUAAUUAAAUUUACUUGAACCUAAUUAGAGUUA